AUGAAGUUCUUUAUUACUGCUUCCGUUAUUGCUGCCGUCCUCGGUCAUGCAUCUGCCCACUCCUGGGUUGAGGAGAUGCAAGUCAUCGACUCGACUACUGGCAACUACACUGGCGACUAUGGCUACCCUCGUGGCUAUGUUGCUCGCACUGAUCCUGGGUUCAACGGCGACUCGAUGGACUACCUGCUGCCAGCCCUUAGCUCGGGUCGCACUCGUAUCGACAACACUGAUCUUCUCUGCCACCCUAACCAACGUACCUCGAACUACGCCAACGCCAAGUACCCUCGCCUUCAGGCUGCUGCUGGCUCCUACGUUGCCAUGAAGUACCUUGAGAAUGGUCACGUCACUCUGCCUCAGAAUCAACCUGGCAAACCCAAGUCUGGCGGCACUGUUUUUGUCUAUGCCACUACCAAGCCUUCCAGCACUGAGAAGAUCGCUGAUGUCCUCAAAUGGAACAGUGCCGGUACUGGUGGCGACUCGCGUGGUGCUCAAAUAGCUGCUCAGAACUUUGAUGAUGGACGUUGUCACCAAAUCAACUCUGGCACCAUUUCUCUCGCACGUCAACAGGAGUUCCCUGAUCACGUCUUCGGCCAGCCUGAUUCCAAUGUUGAGCAGUGGUGUGAGACUAAUGUUCACAUUCCUUCGACUUACAAGACUGGCGACACUGUCACUGUCUAUUGGGUUUGGCAAUGGCCCACUGAGGCUGGCGUUGGUGUCUACCCAGAUGGCAAGGAUGAAUACUACACCUCUUGCGCCGAGAUUGACAUUGUUGCCUCUAUCAGCAAUACUGCCCCAGUUCACACUCUUGCUCAGCAGGACGCUCAACCCGAGGCUGUCUCUGACUUCAAGUCAAGAGCUGCUCUCACUACAAGUCCUCUCUACACUCUUGCUGGCACAUCUGGUUCUGCUGCUGCUUCGACUUCACCUUCAGCUGCCACCUCUUCAACCUCUUCAUCUGCCGACCCACCCACCACCCCUCCAACCCCUUUNNCCCAGCCACGCCUCUGGCAACCCUUCUCUGCCUUUUCUUCUCGCCUCCCGCUCAACUUCCUAGCUUUGUAA
This is a messenger RNA of Aureobasidium uvarum, 1062 nucleotides long. The record is from the annotation of a GenBank genome assembly. NCBI's taxonomy places the organism in Eukaryota, Fungi, Ascomycota, Dothideomycetes, Dothideales, Saccotheciaceae.